AUGACAGUGAAGCAGGAUUAUUGUAUGGUGAUGAGAAUCAAUAUUGACUGCAAUGGUUGUUAUAGAAAAGUGAAGAGAGCCCUUCUUGAAAUGCCAGAGUUGGAGAGCCAUUUUCUAGAGAAGAAGCAAACCAAGGUAAUUGUGUGUGGGAGAUUCAUCCCUCAAGAUGUUGCAAUCAAGAUAAAGAAAAAGACUAAUAGAAGAGUUGAGAUAUUAGAAAUACAAGAUUUGAGUGAAAACAAUGAAGAAGUUGAAGAACAGAAACCAGUUCCUACUAGCCCUCAAAAACCAGUUGAAAGAAACAUGUAUGGUUUGAUAGAAACAAAGAGAGAACUGCCUGCCCUCAACCAUAGAGUUCACUACACAAAUUGUUCUUUUUAA
Molecule: messenger RNA, 381 nt
Organism: Vicia faba (fava bean)
Lineage: Eukaryota; Viridiplantae; Streptophyta; Magnoliopsida; Fabales; Fabaceae
Source: the annotation of a GenBank genome assembly